CCGUGUAUUGAGAAGAAUCGAUCCAGGAUAAAAUAAUUAUAAUUUAUUUUAUAAAUUCAUCAAUUUAAAUUGUUGAUUCAUUUCAGUUUUAAAAUAAAAUUUCGUCGUUUUAUUUGAACACUAUGGUCAAUAUACCAAAGCCUUUGAUUUACGUUAGCGUUUUUGGUACAAUCUGUGGCAGUACAUAUUUAAUCAAGUAUGAUUAAGUCAAAAACACUCAAUUCUGAAUUACCAGACAGACAUGACAUAAUUAAUGUCGUUAUUUUUGUUCUACUUCUAGAGACUUUAUAUCGGGAAAAAAUUACAAAAUCAAGACAUCAGCUGCAGAUAAAGUGAUCAUCAUUACAGGUGCAAAUACGGGCCUUGGGAAAGAAGCCGCUAGAUUACUGGCAAUAAAAAAUGCCACCGUUGUAAUGGCUUGUCGGGAUUUACAAAGUUGUGAAAAGGUUAAUAUGAACAUAUUUAAUUUAAUAUAGUUAUGUACCUAUGUGUGCUAUUAAACUUCCAUAAAAACAUUUAAAAAUGAUGUUGCCUAUUUAUUAAAUGUGACAAUUACUAAUGUUAAAUUUAUGCUUAAUUAAAAAUCAUUCAUUAUAAAUUAGUAGUUUUUAUAAAUAUUAAAAACUAUUGUAAAUUACAAGUUUCUAAUGAAAUCUUUAAAUUUUAAUAACAAAAAUGCAUAUUUAAUAAUAAUAUAAUAACACACGCCUCUUGUAAUAUUUGUAUGCUUAAUUCAUAGAUCAUAAUCUAAUGACUAAGUCUGUGGACCAGUCAUUUUAUUAUACUAAUAUUAAAUAUUAUACACUUCUUUAAACUGGAUGAUGUCCGUAGAACAGAGUCGAGUUGAAUUAGCACUGAUUUCCAGAAAUAAACGUCUAUACUGUCGAGAAUGUGAUUUGGCAUCACAAGAAUCCAUUAGACAAUUUGCUACAAAUUUUCAAAAAGGUUUGAAUUUGUAUUAAAAUAAUCAUAUGACCUAACAUUAUUUAAUAAUACCUAUUAAAUUAGAAUUUAAGAGAUUGGAUGUAUUAAUCAACAAUGCUGGUGUUAUGAGAUGUCCAAAGUCUGUAACUAGAGAAGGAAUCGAAACUCAUCUGGGAGUUAAUCAUAUGGGCCAUUUCUUGUUAACAAAUUUGCUUUUGAACUGUUUGAAACAAAGUGCUCCUAGUCGCAUUGUCAAUGUAACAAUGCUUAAACAUCAAAGUUCUAAAAUUAACAAAGAAGAUUUAAAUUCAUCUAUAUCUUAUAAUGACGAAGAGGCCUUUAACCAAAGUAAAUUAGCGAAUCUUAUGUUUACAUCUAAACUAGCCGAAAUCUUAAAAGGUUUGUUCGUAAUUUCAAAUAAAAUUUUUUAUAUAAUUAUUAAUAUUAUUAAGUACCUACUUAUAAUUAUACAUUUUAUAUAAUCCUGAGUUAUGUUCUCUAUUUAAAGAUACUGGAGUAACGGUAAAUGCCAUUUAUCCUGGUAUUUGUACAACAAACAUUGUAAGACAUUUGCCAUUUUAUAACAGUUUCACUAGAUUUUUUAUAAAACCAAUGGCAUGGUUGGUUUUAAAAUCACCAGCUAAAGGUUCACAGACUUUAGUACAUGCGGCUUUAGAUCCAGAACUCGAAAAUGUCACUGGCAAAUUUAUCAGGUAAUUUUCAUUCUUGUAAAAAAAAUAAUAUAAUUAGCGUUCCACCAGUGCUGUACAAAUGUAUAUCCCCAUCACUCUUAUUUAUUAUCAACCUGUCAUUAGCCAAUUAUAUUAUAUUGUGUAGAGUAACCUGUUAGCUUUUAGCACAAGUAUCUUAAAUAUUAAUUUUUGUUUUAUACAUCAUAAAAUAAUGAGAACGAGCCAUUUUUUAUAAUGUAAAACACAAAACAUAAUAGGUGGUUAAGAGCAUACAAAAUAAUAUUAUAUAUCAAUAUAUAACUAUACAUAAUUUCAUGAAAAUAUGAAUUCCAAUAUAAGUUUUAUAUAAUUUAAUUUUAUCAAUAUUAAUGGUAUUAUUUGUUUUAUAAUCGUGUAGAUAAAGUAUUGAUGAGAGUGUGGUUAAUUAUCUUUCAAUUAAUAAUAGUUAUCCUUAAAAUAAGUAACAUGUUUUCUAAAGGUGCAAGCUAUCGUUAAUUAUGAUUAGUAGUAACAAAGUUAUGUUACAAAAUAUAUAUUAGAUUUUUAAUAUUUAUGUAUUUUUAUUUUAGCAAUUUUAAAAUAAUACCAAUGCCACAUCAAGUGCGAAAUCAAAAAGAUGUAGAAUGGUUAUGGAAAGUCAGCGAAAAGUGGACCAAAGUAAAAGAAACUUCACCUGAAAUAUGAUUUUUAUUACAUAUUAUUAAAAUUAUUACAUCUAUUUUUUUUUUUUUUAAUGUUUAUGAAUUUGUAGUAAUACUAUUAGAAAUAACAUUAGAUAUUGAAUAAAUUGUUUUUAUUUUCUACGCGGCUUCACAAUAUGAAUUAAUCCCAUUUAUGUUUAUAGUGUUCCUCAUCUUUUCUUCUUUUCUCAGCCCACAACUUAAUAUUGGCUUCACAAUUGGCUGGAAAAAAAAAAUUACACAUGUUUUAUAAGAUUAAAUUAAUUUAUCUACUGAUAUAUUAUAAAAAAUAAUUUUACCGAAUUGUUGUAUUUUAUAGAAUAUGGGCGAAACUAAUACAGCCGCUCCCAUAAACCAUGGGAACAUCCAAUGAUGUUUCAUAUGCAUUUUGAAUGGAAACUGAAUAAUCUUAGCAGUGAAUGUGUAUGGGAAAAUCAUUCUCUUACUUAAUUUUUCUUCAGUCAUCU
Molecule: messenger RNA, 2763 nt
Organism: Cinara cedri
Lineage: Eukaryota; Metazoa; Arthropoda; Insecta; Hemiptera; Aphididae
Source: the annotation of a GenBank genome assembly